Messenger RNA from Anolis carolinensis (green anole), 2774 nucleotides. Its product is annotated as olfactory receptor 14A16-like. The coding region runs from base 253 to 1119 and encodes 288 amino acids. The transcript has a single exon. The record is from RefSeq and is a predicted model, not a curated record. Gene Ontology annotation, cellular component: membrane. Lineage: Eukaryota; Metazoa; Chordata; Lepidosauria; Squamata; Anolidae. Gene Ontology annotation, molecular function: odorant binding; G protein-coupled receptor activity; olfactory receptor activity. Gene Ontology annotation, biological process: G protein-coupled receptor signaling pathway.
GGAAUCUGGGAAACGUUCUAUUCAAGCUAUGGUUUCUGUUGCCCCGAGGCCAAUGUGGAAGAGACAAUGUGGAAUUGUAACUCUCUUAGCAUCUCUAGGGCAACAAACAAAGACAAUUGUUUCUCUACUGAUGUGGCGAAAUAAACCUUGUAUUUUUCUGUUUUGUUAGGCAAGCUUGGUUAAAUUAUACCAACAUCAUAAGAAUUCUUGUCUUUUUCUAUCUAUAGGUGUUAUAUUUGAACUGAAGGCAACAUGUACAAUCACACUUCUACAUCCAGUUUUCUGCUGCUGGAAUUCUCAACAAUCAGAGGACUGCAGAUCUUACACUUCUUUGUCUUCCUAGCAAUGUACCUCAUUGCAGUAAUAGGGAAUCUUUUCAUCAUCAUUGCAGUUGUGACAGAUUACCAGCUACACAUCCCAAUGUACUUUUUUCUCUUCUGUUUGGCUAUGGUGGACCUUGGUUCAGUUUCUGUCACAAUACCAAAAUCUAUGGCUAUGUCCCUCAUGAACGACAGGUCAAUAUCUUUUUCUGGAUGUAUAGCUCAAGUUUUCUUUUCCUUUCUCUUUAUAACAUCAGAUUUUGUUCUCCUCAACAUAAUGACACAUGACCGCCAUGUUGCAAUCUGUAACCCACUCCAUUAUGAGAGAAUCAUGAAUAAGCCAGCCUGUGUUAAGAUGUUAGCUAUUGGGUUGAUUAUAAGUCUACUUUAUGCCACAUUACACACCAGUGGCACCUUUAUGAAUACCUUCUGUUCUAAUAACAUCAACCAGUUCUUCUGUGAAGUGCCACAAUUAUUAAAACUCUCCUGUUCUGACCUAUAUUUAGUUGAAUUUGGGCUUCUUGUACUAAGCUGCACUGUCGCAUUAGGAUGUUUUAUCUUUAUCAUCAUAACAUAUGUUCAGAUCUUUUCUGCAGUGCUCAGAAUCCUCUCUGUACAUGGCCAGAAAAAAGCCCUCUUCACUUGUGUUCCCCACCUCAUUGUUGUCUCUUUACUAUUAAUAACUGGAGCGUUCUCUUAUGCAAGGCCUCCUAGUGAUAUAUCUUCCAGUCUGGAUUUGGGUUUUGCUGUGAUGUAUUCUAUAAUUCCUCCCAUGUCAAAUCCUUUCAUUAUAGUAUGAGAAACAAAGAGAUCAAGAAUGCUUUGAAGAAAUUGUUAUAUAUGAAGCUCACUCCUGCAAAACCAUCUUUAACGAUCUCAUCAGAUGGGGUGAAAUCUCAGUCCUAGGAAGCUUUCACCCCAUUCUGGGGGCCGGAGGUUGACAGCUGACAUCACACAACAAUAUGUGAUUUUUUGGCAUAGGCCCCACCCCAAAAUGACACUUUCACCCCCAAUUUGAGAGGCUUCCCAUGUGAUGGGGAAAGUGUUAUGAAAGGGAUGUGUGCAGGGUGACAGAUUUGCCUUAUUGCUCCCUUUUUACUUGCCAGAAGCCAGGCAAAGCAAGACAUUCACCUGGCUUUUCUGAUAAGUUUGCAAGGCCAUUCUGUCACCAUCAGUUUGCAUGAUCUUUCACAUGUUAAUUUUUCUCUCCUCAUGAGUAACUCUACAAUAACAAUAUUCAUUAAAACAUACAAAUGCAUUAUGUCUUAGAUGUUUCUCUUUGUUCUCUGUACUUCUCUCCCUUCUCUUUAUUCUCACUCACAUUUCCCCACACUACCUAGCAGAAAACUUACAACCUUUAAGACCAGUUACAUUACCUGAUAAAACAAAUGUUGGAGUUUUGCACAACCACAUUGAAAUCUAUCUCUUAUCUAUUUGAAACUUUAUGUUCCUCCCUUACUCCCUUUCCCAUUAAUUUGAGCCACUGUUUUUUGUCUAUCUGUGUCUCUCCUUCUCUCUAUCUUCUUCUCAUCCCUUCUGGGUCACCAUGGGCUUGCUUUGCUCUUGAGGUCCAUCAACCUCAUCAAUCUCAUUCCAUGUGGCUGCUUUGGAAGAUAAUUUUCUACUCCGUCUCCAUGCUAGACUACUGGAGAACUGCUUGGUAUAUUUGAAAAAUGCAAUAGAUAUCAAUAUCUUAUGAAUACUCAUGUCUUAGAGAUGCACAGCAUAUAUAUCUUUCAAUAGACCUGGUGUUAUUUAGUAGACAGAAUAUCCUCCUAAUCAAUUACUAUGCUUUGUAAUUAUAUCAAACUCAAACAUUAAAAGGUAAAAUCUUUUGUUGGUUUAUAAUGAUACCAGGAGGCAACAAGAUGUGAGAAAGCUCAUAGAUUCAAAUAAAAGUGAUGUGUCAACUUCAACGUCAUAAUGAGUCAGAAAAUCUUUAAUGAUUCAAAACUCAGAAUUUCACCAAAUCCAUAAGGUUUAUUUCCAUGACAGUAUUGGAUAAGAAAUAUAUAAAGUUUUCACUGAAAUGUGACAGAAAUAUUUUUGCAAUAAUGAAAGAAAUAAAAAUGCAACCCUGUCCAUUUUCACUUACUCUACCUCUGGCAAUGUUUGUGUGCUCAGUUGUGGACCUCAGUAGGUAGAUUAUGGAUGCCAGAGUUCAGUUCAUUGACUAAAAGAAGUUAUUUUUAUAAGCAAUAUAAUUCUGAGUCUUAUAAAUGCUGAAGUAAAUGUAGGAAUGUGUGUACAAUUCAUCUUCACUAAAGCUGUCUACUCUCUCAUGUUUUAAAUCUCACUGAGAUUAACCAUUCACCUUUGGUUUAUCCUGACUCUAAUACUAAACAUACUGUAUACUUUAAAUGAUAUGAUUUAGCACUUUGGGUAGUUUCUGAAACCCAGACGGGUGUCAUCCACUGAUGCUGGAGCCAUCAGUCAUACUGGACUUUAAUUACU